This is a messenger RNA of Monoraphidium neglectum, 4167 nucleotides long. Its product is annotated as Serine/threonine-protein kinase CTR1. The record is from RefSeq and is a predicted model, not a curated record. The transcript is spliced from 13 exons. Gene Ontology annotation, molecular function: ATP binding; protein kinase activity; protein binding. The coding region runs from base 1 to 4167 and encodes 1388 amino acids. Gene Ontology annotation, biological process: protein phosphorylation. Lineage: Eukaryota; Viridiplantae; Chlorophyta; Chlorophyceae; Sphaeropleales; Selenastraceae.
AUGAGUUUUCUUGUGCGAGACGCAUCCCACCGCUGGUCUGGGGGUGGCCUCGGGCGGUCCUUCGUUCACAGACGCCGCGAGAGCCAAGGGGGUGGUGAUGGUGACGCAGGUGGUGGCAACAGCGGCAGCGGUGGCGGUGGCACGGGGCCCACUGAGGAUGGCUCGUCGUCCGGCUACCUGCUGGCCGAGGUGCGUGAGGCACGCAUUGCUGUGGCCGCUCUGGACCGCUACCUGUCUCAUGUCACCAGCUUCAAGGAUGCCGGCUUUGAGCUCGUCGAACAGGCGCACCUGGCAAUGAGCAGGUUGGAGCAGGCGGUGGCGACACGCGCCGCCCCCGAGCUGAUUCUUCUCGCGUGCGAGGUCAAGGUGGCGGCCCGGCGGGGCGCAGACCUGCUGAGGACAUACGGCCAGUACCACUUCCUGGGCAAGCUCGUGGCAGUGGCGCAGCGCAGCAGGGUGGAAGGCAAGUACACUAAGGUCACGGAGCGGCUGCGCAGCCUUAUGCCAUCCAUGGCGCCGCCGCACGGCGCCCCGUUGACUCCUAAAGCUGCUGCCAUUGGUGAUGGCGGCAGCAGCGCCAGCCCGUUCCAGGCGGCCGCCACCGGCGGCAGCGGUGGCAGCGGUGGCGGCGUGGCAGCAGCGCACCUGGCGGCUGGAGGGAACUUGGCACGCCCGGCGGUGGUCAGUCGAGGGGGAGGUGGCGGCGCUGACCCCAGCGUCGUGCACACCGCAGCCAUUUGCGCCGGGCAGGUGCUUCGUGAGGGGCGCAACGAGCGCGUCUUCUCUGUGGCGUUCGCGCCUGCUGCAGUUGCUGCGGCCAGCGGCGGCCUGUGCGUGUGGUGGGCUUUGGAAUCGUGCGUAGAGUUCUACUCUGACGCAGCACAGAGUACCACGAGCUUUGCCACCGAGGGCAGCGUGUUCUUGUCCUGCGUGGCCAUCGACAAUGCUGGCAACACCUGGGGUGGCACCAGCAGCGGCACGCUGCUGAUGCGGCGGCCAUGCGUGUGGGACAGCCAGGCAGAGGAGCGGCUGUUUGCCGGCGCAGUUCGCGCAAUCACGUUUGAUCCCCACACUGGCACAGUCUGGGCCGGCGAUGAGCACGGCUGCGUGCGCGCUGCCCGGCUGCAAGAUGACACUGGCCGCAUUCACCUGCUGCUGACGGUGCUUGCUGGGCGGUCAUCGCGGCGUGGGCUCUCCGCGAGCUCCCUUAUCGUUGCCCCCACCAGGUUGCGAUUUGUGAGACGGGCGGCAUCUGACCAUGCCUCGGACGAAGGUGCCCCUUCCCUGGAAGGCCCCGUGCGCUGCUUGUUAGUGCAUGACGGCCGUGUCUGGGUGGCAGGCGGUCGGUCGGAGCCGUGGAUUGCGCUGUUCUGCGCCAGCACAGGCGACCAGCUCGACAUCUGGCGGUGUGGCAACCGCGCGGCCUGCAACACGAUGCUUAUGAUCCCAUGGGCACGGGCCUUCUCGCGUGGCGCAACCAGCAGCGGCAUGACCAGCGCCGCCAACAGCUCUGCCCUCGGGGCUGAUGCGCGAGCCUGGAGCACUGGAGGCGCGCCGCUGCUGGGUGGUGGGCUGCCGGCCCGCGUCCCUGAGGACGGCCUCAUUGAUGACUCGCGGCGCAGCUGUCAGCUGCUGACAGGCCAUGACAAUGGCCAGCUGCUGGUUUGGAACGCCGCUUCUGAUCGACUGCAGCCCGUCUGCAAGCUUGGCGAGGGAGGCGCCUCGGUGCGGGCGGCUGCCAGCCUGGAUGCAUGGGGCUUGGUCUGCACCGCCCAUGCAAAUGGCGAGAUUGCGAUAUUCGCGCGGCCAUCGCAGGCUAGCGAGUGGGGCGGCGGCGCCCUCAGCAACGCAACAUCACAGGGGCUGGUCAGCGGUAGUGCCAGCGCCAGCAGCAGCUGUGCGGGCACUGCGGCCACCCCACCGGCGCCCAGUACCAGCGUUGGGAUCCCCUGCGUGCGGCCGCGGCGCGUGGUGCUCCGGGCACACCGCAACAGCAUAGUUGCAGCAGGCGGCUCCACCAGUGGCCUGGCCACAGCAUCAAACCAGGGGACGCUUCGCCUCUGGCGCGCGGCUGACCUGGCACGCGAGGCAGACAAGGCUGGCCUCAUACUCAGCGGGCCCCUGGGCCUUGCCAGGCGUACCACAGUGUCAGCCGCGCUGUCGGCUUCUGAAAGUGCGCGGUCCCCGCUAUUCAGCCGCCAGACGACCGUGUCGACCGACGCUGGGGUGCAGCAGCACCCACUCAAUUCCCUAUCGAGCGGCCUCUCGUCCAGCGUAUUAGGCUGUGCGGACCACGCGCAGAGCGGGCCAGCAGCCACGCUGCGCAGAGGCACUGGCGAGGAUGCGCCGGCUGGCGCAGUCAAUGGCACUGCUGCCACGACAACCAACAUCAGCCAGACUGUGCCAGAGGCCUCGCUGCCCCUGUUCCACCACCACCACCAUCAGCAGCAGCAGCAGCAAGAGGAGGAGGAGGAGGAGGAAGGAGUACAGGGGGAACAGCCGCAGCAGGAACAAAAGCAGCAGCAGCAGCAGCAGCAGCAGCAGCGGCGGCAGCAGCCGCAGCAGCAGCAGUCGCCGCAGCAGCAGUCGCCGCAGCAGCAGCCGCAGCAGCAGCCGCAGGAGCAGCCGCAGCAGCAGCCGCAGCAGCAGCUGCAGCAGCAGCCGCAGCCGCAGCCGCAGCCGCAGCAGCAACAGCAGCAGCAGCAGCAGCAGUCGUUGGAGCAGUUGCACGAGGAGGAGCCACUGGCCACGGCUGUGACUGUGUUCCUGCCGCGGCAGCAGCAGCCCCAGCCUCAGCAGCAGCUAGAGCGGCAGGUGGACGCAUUGCAGAUGGAGAGUCGAGAGCGGCGCAAGAGCGAGCGGCGGCUGAGCAAAGGCGCUCAGAUCGCGUGGAGCACUUGUCAGAUUAUUGAGAGCCGUGAGCUGAAGCUGACAUCAGCCAUUGGCGCUGGUGCCUACGGCAAGGUCUGGUUGGCCGAGUGGAUGGGCACCCAGGUGGCGGCUAAGGAGUUGCUCUGCCUGACUGAUAGGGCCAAAGAUGACGCUGCACGCAAGCGGCGCGAGCGCGGCAAAGAGGAAGGCGAUGGCGCCAGCGACAGCGGUAGCGACAGCAGCGACGACAGCAUUGAUGCUGAGGUGGUGGCUGAGCUGAAGGAGCUGAUGAACGAGGUCUUCCUGCUGGGCAGCCUCAGCCACCCCAACAUCAUGCGUUUCUGCGCCGUCUGCCUGGACCCCCCGAUGAUCGUGACGCAGUACUAUCAGCACGGGUCGCUCUUUGAGCUGCUCAAGAAGGCACGCCGCGGCGAUCGGCGCGCCGCAGCGGAGCUGACAUGGUCCAAGCGCCUCGACAUGCUGCGCGAUGUGGCGGCAGGCAUGGUGUUUCUGCACUCGCGCCGCCCUGCAGUGGUGCACGGUGAUCUGCGGUCACCCAACCUCCUGCUGGAUAUGGCUUUCGACAGGGAUAAGCCACGGCUGCAUGUCAAGAUCGCUGACUUUGGUCUGGCCUGCAUGCUUGGGCCUGCCAAGACGCUGGCCGUGUCCAAGGUGACCAACCCACGCUGGAGCGCGCCGGAGGUCAUACGUGACAGCAGUGUCUCCACCAGCGCCGACGUGUUCAGCUUUGGCAUUGUGAUGUGGGAGGUCCUCACCUGGGCGCAGCCCUACGAGGAGAUGAUGAGCGUACAGGUGCUGUUCAGCGUGAUGCAGAAUCUGCGCCCCCUGGUGCCAGACGAUGCUGACCUGCCAGGCCGCCCUGGGCCCAGCCUGCAGGCCUACAAGGACCUUAUGGAGGCCUGCUGGCAGGAGGACGCGGAGAAGAGGCCGAAUUUCGAGCAGAUCGUGGAGCGCCUCGACGAGAUGCGCAACAGCAACCGCGCCGCGCGUAUGGCAGAGCGUGCGGCUGCGGGCGAAGCCGGCAGCCGCCGAACCAGCUGCAGUGUGGUCAGCAGCUGCAACUUCGGCUUCGGCACGCACACUGGUGGGGAGCCCCCGGUGCAGCAGAUGCAGUACGCCACCAUUGAGGCGCUGCGGGCACCCAGCCGCACGCCUAGCCGCCUGGGUCGCGGCAGCACGGUCGCGCCGGGCAGCGCUCUGGGCCUGCCCCCCAUCAUCACCAGCAGCAGCAGCAGCACCAGCAGCAGCAGCAGCAGCAGCAGCAGCCGUUGGUAG